Messenger RNA from Staurois parvus, 963 nucleotides. Lineage: Eukaryota; Metazoa; Chordata; Amphibia; Anura; Ranidae. The record is from the annotation of a GenBank genome assembly.
AUGCCGGACAUCAAAGUCAAUGCCACAUUCUAUCCCACCUCAUUCAUCCUGGUUGGGAUCCCUGGACUAGAAGGAGUUUAUAACUGGGUAGCUGCCAUUGUUUGCAUAUGUUAUGUUCUGGCAUUGCUGGGAAAUAUGAUGCUCCUCAUUGUCAUCUCAGCCUCUUCUGGUCUUCACAAGCCUAUGUUUACUUUCCUUUGUUUAUUGGCCUCCAAUGAUGCCCUUCUGUCCACAUGCAUAGCCCUGAAACUACUGUCUGUCUUCUGGUUCCAGGAAAGACUCAUUAGUUUUGACUCAUGUCUUCUCCAGAUGUUCUUCAUCCAUUCUUUCACCAGCUUAGAGUCGGGCCUUUUGCUUGGUAUGGCAUUUGACCGUUAUGUUGCCAUCUGCCAACCACUCAGAUAUGGGUCCGUAAUGAGCAAUGCCAUACUUUUUAAGCUGGUCAUCAUCUUACUGCUCAGAGCAGUUGCUUUGGUUGGUCCUUGUGUCAUUUUGAUCAAGAAAUUUCCUGCAUUUAAGGCCAACAUCGUGGCCCAUUCUUACUGUGAACAUAUGGUGAUUGUGAAACUUGCUGCUGCCGACAUCAGAAUAAACAGCGCUUUGGGGUUAACGGUUGCAUUCACAAUCCUGGGAGUAGACUUGCUGUUCAUCCUGGUAUCCUACUGCGCCAUCUUCCAUGCUGUCUUCAGCCUUCCAUCCAAAGAUGCCCGACUGAAAACCAUCAACACCUGCAUACCCCAUAUGGGCGUCUUUCUAAGUUUUCAUGGUCUGGCUCUCUUCACUUUCCUGUCUCACCGGUACGGCAGUGAAAGGAUUCCACCUUAUGUUCAUAUAGGUCUAGCUGAUACGUACCUUCUAGUUCCACCCAUGCUGAAUCCAAUUAUUUAUGGAGUGAAGACAAAACUGAUUCGGGAGCAGGUCUGGAAGGCUUUAUACCAAUAUCAAAGCCCUCGUGUAAAGUGA